GGCGAAACAAAUCGUAUGUAUCGGCUGAAUCGGUCGUAAUCUAACCGCCUCAGGCUUCCCCGUUCAAAAUCUGUAGUCGAGGCGUCGUCACGGUGAAGUUUAGGAGCUUUAAGCACCCCUGCCAAUACGUCUCUCCCCGUCAGAGUGAUGACAAAAAGUCUUCGCACACGAUUCCGAACCAACAGUGUGCUGAAGUCAGGCCCUUCUGCUGCUAGCUUGUAAAAAAAAAAAAAAAAAAAGUGCUUAGCUGGGAUGACUAACUUGAUUGAUCUCCUCGGGACUAAUGGCCUCCCUUAAUUGAAUCGUCAUUAGCGGCUGAUUGUUUGGGUUAACGCAGCAGAAGGAAGAGCUUGGUCAAGUCGUGUCCAAGCACAAAAAAAAAAAAAAAAAAAAAAAGUGUAGCUUUAAUGACAUUUUUUUUUCCUGGGUGCAGGAAAAAUGCAACAAAGAAAUGCCACUGGUGGAAAAACCUCUGACUGACGCGGCUGAUUUGACCGAGCGGCCCCCCACGUGUCACUAGUGCUUCACGGUUGCCUCAAACGGGUCAAAGAGAAACGAGACCCCGAAAGAGCAGACGCUCGUGCUGCUCUUCCCCGACGCGCGGGUCAUAUUUGUCACCGCCGAGGAGUUGCAUCGGAUGCGUACGGUCACGCAAACUGCUGACGGCACAGGAUCAGAAAUUCCACUUUGUCUGAGAUGCUCCUGGCAGCCGGCUCUCUUCUGUGUCAUCCAUUUCACCUGAUCUGCAUUUAGAGUGCCAAAGCUCCACUCUGGACUUGGCACUCCGACUGGAAGUCGGUGUAAACCCCAAAACCUCGGCAAACGGACAUUACGAUGCUCAGCAGUUCAAAUGCUUCAGGGCUCAGCUGAUUCAUACACUAGCAGACCAUCAGACUCAGAUGUCUCUCUGGAGGAGGAGCGGGAGGUGCAGGCCCAGGUCCAGAGCCAGAGCCCAAGCCAGAGCCAGGGACCGGGUCAGAGCCGGCAGGAGAGGGAGCAGCAGGCUGCCGUUCAACUGGAGAGAGCCAAGACCAAACCGGUCGCGUUUGCCGUGAGGACCAACGUCAGCUACUGCGGCGCGUUGGAUGAGGAUGUCCCAGUACCAGCCACGGCCAUCUCCUUUGACGCCAAGGACUUCCUCCACAUAAAAGAGAAGUUCAACAAUGACUGGUGGAUUGGUCGGUUAGUGAAGGAGGGCUGUGAGAUCGGCUUCAUCCCCAGCCCUCUGAAGCUCGAAAACAUUCGGCUCCAGCAGGAGCAAAAGAGAGGACGAGUCCAAGGUAAGUCUGGAGGGAACUCCUCUUCCAGUGUAGAGGAUGAGGUAUCUGCCUCUAUCCGACCGCUCAUAUCCUCAGCAGGAAAGCAGAAACAGAAAGUGACGGAGCAUAUCCCCCCAUACGAUGUGGUUCCCUCCAUGAGGCCCGUGGUGCUGGUGGGUCCCUCGCUCAAGGGUUACGAGGUAACGGACAUGAUGCAGAAAGCACUAUUUGACUUCCUCAAGCACAGAUUUGAUGGCAGGAUAUCUAUAACGCGGGUCACAGCAGAUAUAUCACUGGCCAAAAGAUCUGUCCUCAACAACCCCAGCAAGAGGGCCAUAAUCGAAAGAUCCAACACUCGCUCCAGUUUAGCCGAGGUGCAGAGUGAGAUCGAGAGGAUCUUCGAGUUGGCCCGCUCCCUGCAGCUGGUGGUGCUGGACGCCGACACCAUCAACCACCCGGCCCAGCUCCUCAAGACCUCCCUGGCUCCCAUCAUCGUCCACGUCAAGGUCUCCUCGCCAAAGGUUCUGCAGAGGCUAGUCAAGUCCAGGGGGAAGUCUCAGAGUAAACACCUGAAUGUCCAGCUGGUGGCAGCAGAUAAACUGGCCCAGUGUCCACCGGAAAUGUUUGACAUCAUCCUGGAUGAGAACCAGCUGGAGGACGCCUGUGAGCAUCUCGCUGAAUACCUCGAGGCCUACUGGAAAGCAACCCAUACCUCGAUGGCGACGCCCCUAAACCCCCUGCUGGGACGCAACCUCGGCCCAACCACCCUCACCCCGUACCCCACCAGCAUCUCUGGACUCCAGCAGAGCCAAAGAAUGCGACAGAGCAACCACACGGGGGACCACUCCACCCCCAACGAGCGGCGCAACCUGAUGACAUCGGACGAAAAUUACCACAACGAGCGGGCGCACAAGGGACGGAACCGCAUGUCUUCUGGCUCGCAGCAUAGCCGAGAGCAGCAGGACCCCUACCAGGACUACCAGGACCCCUAUCAGGAUGCAUACAAGCCACAUCGCAAUCGCAGUUCACCGGGCAGCUAUAGCCACGACUCCCGGCACCGGCUCUGAGCCCGAUUCUGCCCACCCCCCUCCCACCACAUCCCCCGGGCACAAAAGGGCCCAGAUGCCACCCAAAAUAAACGCUGCAAUAGAGCCAAGACGGUCCCAAAUUGUACCUGAUCGCUUUAGUUUUGUGCACCUGGCUAUUUUCCUCUUUCAAAUUCAAACAAAUCCGCGUUCAGGUAUUUGUUUUUAAUCGAGCUGUCAGGGCCCCGCCCCCUCCCCCUCGCCGCCCCAUCAGUCAACAGCGUGAGUAGUCAGGAGUUUCAGUACGUCAACUUUAACUAAUACUGUAAAAUGAAUUCCGUCUUUAGUUUAUUUUCCCCGGGACCUUUUGGGAUUGUACUAACACGACGCUCAGCAGAUGUGCGGCGCAGAUCGUGCUUGUUCUUUGAGUCGACGAGCUAUUUGCGGAGGUGAUGAUGUAUGGGCUUCCAAGUGCCUGGAACAUCGCACCAAGUCCACUGCACACAGACUGCUGAAGGCCGCCCCCCUUUCCCCUCCCCAUCCUGGGCCAUGUAUAAAUCCACUCCCCAUUUAGCUUAUUGCAUGCUGAUAGACGAUCAACCACUGCAUCCACUUCAUCGAUAUUUUGUACCUAGCAUCCCGGACUCUCCCCCGCGACGAGGUGUAAAUACGGAGGUCCAAUUUUCUAAAAUCACCCGGUUGCGGGUCGGCGGUUGGCGGCGGGUCGGUGGGUUUGGCUGUGGACGUGAUAUCCAGCUGCUAGUUUUCGAAAACUGGUGCUUCACAUUCCCAAACUAUUUUGCUAUUUGAAAGUCACUUUGAGCAAGGCCAGCUUUUCUGUAGCAUAGCGUUAGGAUUUGAUUUGGGUGAAGGCCCUCGAAAGCCGUCGAACGUGGAGCGGAUUGGGAUGGUGCUGGGAUCAGAUCUCAGUUACGCUGUAGGGGAAGGCAAUACUGCUUCUGUUCUAAACAGCUAGCACUUAGAGAGUUAGAGAAGCCAAUAGCUGUGACAGUCUGUCUGAUAGUGUAGUGAAAUACGAUAGCAAAAUACUACUUGACAUGCGUUUGAUGUUGUUGAAACGUGGACUGGCAUAAAAAAACAACGCUCCGAGAACCUACCGAGCAGAUCGGGAUGUUCUGUCUUGAUAUUUUUGCCCCUGGCAGGGUGAAUGAAGGGACUGGCAACCGUUUCUUUUUAUAGACCUAAAAGAGCAUCUGCUGCUGAAGCUACAUGUUGUUUUUGCAUUUAUUUGCAUCGAAAUCAAAGUCCUUUAGAAGUAAGACAAACGCACAGAUGUUGGUUACCAGUAGCCCUUUGGCUACUCGCUAUAAAAAUCCCACGUCGUCGGUUUCAGGGGAUUGAAACAGGAAAAACGUGACAGGAUCGGUUGCAUCAUGUUCAUUCUCUGUGUAGCUGGCAUGUUGUCCUGACUGCAGAGCAUGUUCCCUCCAAACGUUAAAUAGAACCCUUCUGUAAUCAACUUGAUGUUUGUAGAAGUAUAGGGCACAAAAAAAAGAAGAAAAAAAAAUGAUGUCCCAAAUUACAGGUGAAUGAUCCCUGAGGUUCAAUCAGUACACUGAAAAAAAAUAAAAUAAAUAAAUUUACGCAUCGGUAUAUCAGAAAGUUUAGUGUUUCAGUGGGUUGCAUGACACAGAAGUGGAGCCAUCUCAAUGAUUAAAGUCUCCUCAUCUUAAUUUAUGUUAUUUAUGGUCGAAUGUGCACUGGAACAGCCCUCUCAAAAAAAUAAAAAAAAAAAAAAAAAAAAA
This is a messenger RNA of Mugil cephalus (flathead mullet), 4050 nucleotides long. Its product is annotated as voltage-dependent L-type calcium channel subunit beta-4-like. Gene Ontology annotation, biological process: calcium ion transmembrane transport; neuromuscular junction development; regulation of voltage-gated calcium channel activity. Gene Ontology annotation, cellular component: voltage-gated calcium channel complex. The coding region runs from base 851 to 2326 and encodes 491 amino acids. Gene Ontology annotation, molecular function: high voltage-gated calcium channel activity; protein binding. The record is from RefSeq and is a predicted model, not a curated record. The transcript has 13 exons. Lineage: Eukaryota; Metazoa; Chordata; Actinopteri; Mugiliformes; Mugilidae.